CGCAUUCCUGACCCAUCAGUUCCAAUUUGUUUAUUCACAGCUGUCCAGUGGACAGUCAUUGACGUCCUCCCCAAUGAGGGUAAGCUCAGCUGCAAAGGUCCCUGCUCAGGAAGCAGACAGUUCACACAGGGCGGUAUUAUUUUAAAAAGCUAGUGGAAGAAAAACAUAGAAAAGGCAUAAAAAGGUGCAUAAGAAACAACAUUGAAUGGAUUGUGACUCAAAGCCCGUUCAAGGAUUGAGAUUGAUGAGGUGUGGGCAGCAGCUGGAUUCAGUCAGAGGAAAGCCAUUUUUGCAUUUCAUUUUAAAACCAAGGACCCAGAGUCUGGUAGAAGAGCAGAGAGGAACAGGAUCCAAGCUGCUUGAGGUCCAGUGAAGUUUUUUCUAGCCUGUCUGUGAUAACUUGUGUCACCUGCUGGUCCAGAUUAUUUAUUUAUUUUUUUUUAUCAAGACCAGAGACAGCAUUUUUUCAGCGAAGGGACUUUGACAAGCUUUGUGGAGAUGCUGAUUUCAUUUUCCAUCAGGACUUGCCACCUGGCUGCGAUAAGUACAAACAGAUUCAUGACCUUAGCCUCAGAGAAAAUGAGCUGAAAGUCAAAUAAAGCAAACUGGACUUCUUAACACCUGAUCAGCACUACAGGCGAGGCAUCUCCAGCCCUGCACUGAUGCCAAAAGAGCCUCAACCAAAUAUUAAAAAGCAUUUUAUGUAGAUUUGUAUUUGUAAAUUACCUCUAAGGCAUUGCGACACUAACAAACAUAAUCAGAUUUUACUCUGAUUUUACUCAUUUUCAGAUUGGAAAUGAAUUUGUCGACCAUCUUCUAAUUUCUUGACACGUACCAGCAGUCUGCCCCAACAUGCGUCUCUCUUUAAAUGGGAAGGAUUCAGCUGCUGGGAGGUAAACAAAAGUUCAUCGGUGUGUUGCCGUGAGAGUAUAGGCAGGGCUUCCUCAGCAUGAGUGUGUCUGUACCUUUAAGACAAACUGCGACGCAGCAGCGGUGAGGAAGUGAGAGAGCAAACUUUCGUUUCCCCCGUGAAACUUUUUAUUUAUACCUGCGAGGCUCUGCUUCAGAAACGGGAACCAACAAACAACUGAGACUAGAAGUAGCAGAGAGGGGGGAGGCGUCCGCAUGUCUCUGCCUGGCAGGUGGACACUUUGUUCAUUCUGCAAGAGAAUCCUGAGACCGACGUGAUGGAGGCAACUGUGGGAGAACAGCUCAUUGAGGAUAGCAAUCAGGUUGUAGCGCCUCCCAAUGGUGGCGCGGGCGAACUGCUGGAUGUGGGGCAAGAGGGAGAGAUGGAGGAGUUUCUGGGCCCACAGGCACAGUACAAUGAGGAGGAGGAAGAAAGGAAGUACUACAGAAGAAAGCGGCUGGGAGUCAUCAAGAAUGUUGCUGCCAGCAGCUUUGGAGCCAUGAUUGUGUACAGUGUUUAUAUGGGCCUUUUACAGAUGCAGCUGACUCUUCAUUAUGACAUGACCUACCGUGAGGUAAAAUACAGCAACCUCGGUCUUGAGGACAUCGACCGGAAGAUGCUGAUGGGCAUCAACGUGACCCCGAUUAUCGGCCUCCUUUACACCCCCGUACUCAUCAGGUUUCUUGGCAUUAAGUGGAUGAUGUUUCUGGCCUCAGGAAUCUAUGCACUAUUUGUCUCAACCAACUACUGGGAGCGGUACUACACAUUAGUCCCUUCAGCUGUAGCCAUUGGUGUGGCCAUUGUGCCUUUUUGGGCUUCUUUGGGAAGUUACAUAACAAGGAUGGCGCAGCAGUACUAUGAAUACGCCAACUACAAGGAGGAGCACGUUCAGGAGCAGAGGAAGCUUCCAAAGGGGGCGUGCUACAGCUACAUCAUCACCUUCCAGUCCAUUUUCUUUGUCAUCUUCAAUCUGAGCUUCGUCUUCGCCGAGUUCCCCAUGCGUCUCGUCCUCCACGAAUACCUGCAUGAAAACAGCCACGUUCUCUGCAACGUGAAAACAUGUGGUGCUGCAAUCAAAGGCAUCAUCCCGGGCUUCAACAGCACCGUUCUGAGAAACCUGCCCCGCUCCAUGCUGCUCAUCGAGGUGGAGAGCAUCCUGAUGGGUUUCGCCUUCCUCGCCAUGAUUAUUUUCCUGCUGCUGUGUGGCCCCGCCUACCGACCGACGGAGGAGAUCGACCUCCGGAGCAUCGGCUGGGGGAACAUCUUCCAGCUGCCCUUCAAGCACCUGCGGGAUUACCGCCUGCGGCUGCUCUGCCCUUUCUUCAUCUACAGCGGCCUGGAAAUGCUGUUUAUCAUCAGCGGAUUCUCACUGUCCUAUGGCGUCUGCAUUCUGGGCAUAAAAACCCUCUGGCUCCUCAUCCUGGUCUACGGCCUCUCCUGCUCCGUGUUCUCCCUCCUCUCUCUCAGCCUCCUGCGCCUCCCACGAUGGGUGUGUCUGAUGGGGGGCGCUGCGGUGCAUGGAGUCCUGCUGGUGGUUCUCCUCGCUCUGACUGUUAAGCCAAACUCACCGGAGUAUCUGGGUCCCCUGCUGGGGAUCACGGUGCUGUGGGGACUCGGCAGCGCCCUGAACAAGACAGGGGUCAGCAUUGUUGUCGGCCUUCUGUACGCUGAGGAAAAAGAGCGCCUGGAUUUCAUCUACACCAUCUACCACUGGUGGCAGGCCAUCGCCAUCUUUGUUGUCUACCUCUGGUCCCAGAUGCCCAUGAGGGCUAAACUGUCCAUCCUGCUGGCUACGUUGUUACUGGCGUGCUACUGUUAUUGGGUGAUGGAGCGCCGCGUGGCACAGAAAGUGAAGCCCAGAAUGCCUCGCAUCCCUCGGCCAAGACACAAGGUGAAAGGCUACCGCUACCUGGAAGAGGACAACUCUGAUGAGUCAGAUUCAGAGGGAAGCGAGGAGGAUGACGACGAAGACGAGGAAGAGCGGACGGAGGAGGAUGAGCGCGUUGUGGAGGAGAUGGUAGCAGGGGACAGGGAGGAAGGAGGCCGGGACGCCAGAGCCGAGGGCGCUGACUCGCCCGGAGCCCGGAGAAGAGGGGCCGAAGGUCGGGGGGCCCACGCGGAGGACGACGGGAGGGAGAUAUGACAAAAUGAAAGAACGAGGAACACGUGGAAGCGCUACGCUACCAUAAUGUUAACUGGCUAUAUGUUUAAAGCUCAAAGGGAAGAAGGCCUUGAGCAGCGAAACGUUCUGCAUUAUGGUCACAUCUGGGUAGAAUCGUCUGUGGAUCGUCCUAAGAGCUGGUUAGUGCGGCCAGCUUUGCCUUUUUCAGAUCAUUGGAGUGGGAAGGUGGCAUACGCCUCGACAUUUUACACAUUUUUAUGUAUUUCUCUGGUGUGUUAUGUGACAGACCAACACUUUUACUUCACAUUGUUGCCCCACAUUCAUCUCCAUCCGUCAUCCCACAACCUCUGAUUAGUUUAACUGCCCCUUCUGGGAAAAAAAAGCAUCCCCACAGCAUGAUGCUUCCACCAUCAUGCUUCACCAUGGUGAUUGUUUGUUUCACAAUUAUGUGAUACUUUGUGUUGGUCUAUCACAUCAAAUCCUAAGGAAAUACAUUAAAGGUUCUGGUUGAUGAAGUCUGGACAAUUUCCCUGCUAAUAAGCACCUUAACAAGGAACUACAGCUCUUGUUUGGUCGAUUUUUAAACAUAAAAAUGUUCAUAAGUUUAUGGGCAAACAGAUGUUUUCCCCCUCAUGUCUUAAAAUGUUAUAUUUUUACAUGUGUAGAAAUAUUUUGCAGUAUAUUGAGGGCUGUACUUUCCAAUGCUUGAUCACACUCUGAGUCUACAGUUGCAUAUCUCUUCAGUUUCUUAACCACAUGUAUCUUAGCAGAUGCUUAAAAUUCAUACACAGUUUUAUGCAUGUUUUUUUUCUUAUUUUUAACCUAAGCAGCUGCCUUGAGGAGGCCAUGACAGUCUUUAAGGGUGAUAAAGCCUUAGAGAUAAAAAACACAUAUUUUUCAGAUAUCAGUGUUUUAUAAAAUUUUGUUGGAAGGAAAGUUUUAAAAUCUUUUUUUAUCUUAAAUGUAUGUUUUUUUUAUGUAAUUUUGAUGUUUUUGGAUGAGACUGUAUGUUUCUUGUUAACAUGUUCUGUCUACAGGGGGGCAACAAUUUAGAGCACAAUGCUUUCAGUUUUCUAUCCGCUCAAUUUGCGCUCCAUGUUUACCAGAGCUGUCGAUGAGCAGGAUCUUUUGUUGAAUCUGCGGAGUACUUGGCUGUAAAAGAAAGAUCUGAAAGAGACAGAUUUGAAUAAUAAUAAUAAAAAAAAUUAGCAAUUGAUUUUAUCAUUUGAAUAGCAGCAUGAAAACUUUGUAUUAACAGCAGCAAUUUUAAGAGAGCCUGCUUUAUUCUGUUGAAUGUGAAGGAUAGCAGAGAAAAAUAUGAAUGUGCCCUUAGAUUUAAUACAGUUCAGUAUUCAGCAGUUCCUAAGGUGAACCAAGAAGGAUGGCUGUUUAGUUAGCAGCUUUUAUUGCCAUUGGAAAAUUCAUAAAAUCUGCAAAAA
Molecule: messenger RNA, 4471 nt
Organism: Poecilia latipinna (sailfin molly)
Lineage: Eukaryota; Metazoa; Chordata; Actinopteri; Cyprinodontiformes; Poeciliidae
Gene: unc93b1
Product: unc-93 homolog B1, TLR signaling regulator
Exons: 13
Coding region: 1188-3053 (621 amino acids)
Biological process (GO): toll-like receptor 9 signaling pathway; toll-like receptor signaling pathway; toll-like receptor 3 signaling pathway
Cellular component (GO): lysosome; endosome
Molecular function (GO): Toll-like receptor binding
Source: RefSeq, a predicted model, not a curated record